This is a messenger RNA of Aspergillus ibericus CBS 121593, 1776 nucleotides long. RefSeq names its product FAD-binding oxidoreductase. The transcript is spliced from 2 exons. The record is from RefSeq and is a predicted model, not a curated record. Gene Ontology annotation, molecular function: FAD binding; oxidoreductase activity. NCBI's taxonomy places the organism in Eukaryota, Fungi, Ascomycota, Eurotiomycetes, Eurotiales, Aspergillaceae. The coding region runs from base 95 to 1660 and encodes 521 amino acids.
AACCAGCCGGCGCGCUCCUUACAACUCUCCCCCUUCCCCAGCAACUCCAACCAAGGACACGGCGCGUCCUUAUGUCCCCUCUCCACGUCACAACAUGCUCCCCCGAGUCAGUUCCACCGCAGCAGUCGUGCUGACGCUGGCCCACCACCUCACGGCCUUGCACCCUGAUCCCGGGAAUAUCCGCUCGCCCGCAGCAGUCGACAAUGACGGGCUCCCCAUAUCCCUUCAAUCCUGUCUGGGGGCCACCGGGGCCGAGGUCGUAUACCCCACCGACGCCGAGUACGCCAAUCUCACGCUGCCGGACAAUAGCAACUACCACCCUCACCCUCAAGCCAUCGUCAUCCCCAAAUCCACACAGGAAGUUGCAGCGAUCGUCCGCUGCGUGUCCGCCGAGCAGGGCCGGGUCACUCUCAGCCCGCGCGGCGGCGGACAUGGCUAUGCCGCGUACGGCUUCUCGGGCCAAGUCGUGAUCGACUCCAGCCAGAUGACCGACAUCGUCCUGAACGAACCCGCCCAGGAGGUCACUGUGCAGAUGGGCCAGACCAUCGGCAUCCUCGCCUUGACCAUCGGCCGCGCAGGAUAUGCCUUACCCCAUGGCACCUGUCCGGGUGUUGGCAUUGCAGGCCACAGCCUCGGCGGAGGAUGGGGAUAUACUUCACGUCAAUGGGGGUGGCUCGUCGACCACCUGGUCUCCCUUGAACUCGUCGACGUAGCUGGCCGCAUUCACACCCUCGGCCCAACCACCAACACCAGCGAUAGUGACCCCGACCUCUGGUGGGCCCUCCGCGGCGCGGGCUCCAACAACUUCGGGAUUGUCACCUCCUUUACGUACCGUAUGGAACGCGCCCCAACCGCCAUAACAAACUACAAUAUCGACUUCGCCACGCACUCCGACUGCGUCCAAGCCCUCCUCACCCUUCAAGACCUGGGCUCUCAGCCCGAUGGCCUCCCCACUUCUCUCGGCGGCGAACUCGUCAUAACCGGCGGCUACACGCCCCCCAAUGCCUACUGCUCCUUCACGGGACAAUACUUCGGGGACCCUUCAUCGUACAACACGACUAUCCAGCGGUUUCUGGCUCCGCUAGCCCAGCAAUCCAUUCAGCCUCAAUCCACCACCUCCGCUUCCUUCACCAACUGGGUUGACGCCCUCACAGACCUGAUGGGGCCCCUGGACGACCCCUCCAUCCCUCAACCCUAUUAUGCGCAAUCGCUCCUCGACCCCGGCACUCCAAACUACACUCCCACCACAGCCUCCUCAAUCCUCACGGCCGUUCAACCUGCCGGGCCCGCCGCCCACAUCUCCUUUGACCUCAACGGUCCGUCCUCCGCCACCAACCAACCCCCACAAAACGACGUCGGUCCCAUGUCCUUUUUCCACCGAAAGAGUCUUUUCCUAGCGCAGAUCUACGCGGCCGAUUUCCCGGGUUUCGAUGAUCCGGGGAGGAAGGAAGCGCUGGAUACGAUUUGGGCAAUCUCGGAUGCCGUACGAAGCGCGGACCCGGAAGGCAAAUGGCAUGCGUAUCAGAACUACAUCGACCCGGAUUUGGACAACUGGGGGGAGAUGUACUAUGGAGCGAAUUUAGAGCGAUUGAAGGGGGUUAAAGAACGGGUGGAUCCGAACCACGUGUUUGACUUUCCGCAGGGGUUGGGACGAGCUUGAUGAGUGUAGAUGCGUGUUGGGUAUAGACUUGGUGGAAUAGAUGGAUUCUCAUUCAACAUAGACGUGUGUAGGCCCGAGUGUACGAGGCCGAGAUAACUGGAUCUGUUGAAAAAAGA